AAAACGGGAGGCGAAUGUAUCUGAAAGAUACGUUUAGUCUAUUUCGACGCGAGCAUUGUAACGGAUCGCAGGUCACGGACGCUUGGAUUAACGGUACUGUAGCCCCUAGUGUCAUCUGUGUGUGAGAGUGCGUGAGAGUGUGACCGGUCAACAGAAAAAUUUAUCAACAAAGGAAAGAAACCCCACAAAACCCCCAAAACCCGCCACUCGUGCAAGAGUGGCUUGAAAAGUGCAUUAGUGUAGCAGUUGGAAUUUUGAAAAAUCUCUUCCGAUAUGAUUUCAAACGAAAUAUGAUCGAAAGCAGCUGAUAAACAGCGGGAAAACAGCAGUAAACAAAAACCAAGUGAUCGAGAUAAAGGAGUGUAACUGAAGCGGUAACUUGAAAAGGAAGAAAAAGCAGAGGCAUUCAAAUAAGUCAUAAAAAAUAUCAGAGCAAGCAGGAAGCCAUUCGAAACAUAAAUCCGACAACAAUCAACAUGUUUGGCCAUCUCAGUUUGCUGGCCGCUCUGUUUUUCAUCGGCACACUGAAAGAUUUCCGCGUCGCUGGACUGAGACUGACCGAGGUUCGCAUUCCGAUGUACGUGAUUAAGGGCACCGCGGCCCAGUUGGAGUGUCUGUACGAUCUGGACGGCGAGGCCCUCUACUCCGUGAAAUGGUACAAGGAUGGCAACGAGUUCUACCGCUAUGUGCCGAGGGAUAUGCCGCCUGCCCAAACGUUCCUGCUGCCUGGUGUCAACGUCGAUUUGCACAACUCGAGCGACGCGAUUGUUACGCUGCGCAACGUCAAUCUGCAGUCGGCGGGCCGCUUCCGGUGCGAAGUUUCUGGCGAGGCACCCUCCUUCCAAACGGUCACCGAGCACGGCGACAUGAUUGUUGCAUAUCUGCCGGACGAGGGAUCGCCGAAAAUCAGUGGUGGACGACCGCGCUACCAGAUCGGAGACUAUGUCCGGGUCAAUUGCACCGCAGGACGUUCCAAGCCCGCCGUGAAACUAUCUUGGCAAGUGAAUGGGGAGCCAGUUGAGCAGCAGAAGCUACGCAAAUAUGACACCAUUGUCUCGGGACGCGAUGGUCUGGAAACCUCUGUGCUGGGCCUCCAGUUCCGGGUGGAGCAGAAGCACUUUCGCAAGGGCAACAUGAAACUUAAGUGCAUAGCCGAACUGUCGACCGUGUACUGGAGGUGCAACGAGGAGUCCGUGGAGGGCGACCGGCCGCAGAAGGCGCCCGUGCUCGAGUCCCGGGAAACGGUCUACGCCAGCAACUCGCGCGCCGAUCCCGUGCAAGGUACGUCUUACCGGGAAUUAUUUGUGACCAAAAUCUUAUCGCUCUUGUUCGUCCAACCAAAUGCAGCCAGUUCCGCGGCUCCACCGUCGUCCAACCCAGCCACGCCCCUCGUCCUCCUUCCGGUGGCGCUGGCGGUGCUGGUGAUGGCAACACUGGCACAGGGAAUCGCGAGAGAUAUAGAUACAGAUAGAAUAUCCACGGAUCGCACUGCGCCUGGAGGGAUUGGGAUAACGAAAGGAGCUCAGCAGGCGAGAGAGUUGCUGGCUGGCCGCGGGGAGGAAAAUCGCAGGACGAGUCACGGAAAAUCCGCAACGCAGCUGGAGAAAAUGGCAUUGACUGCACGGUAGCUGCAUUAAGCCACACGGCGGCUAUUUCCCUCCACAACACACACUUUUCACCGAUUUUUCCGUCUUCGCUUUGCAUAGAAAAUAAAGAAACUCAUUGAGAAUCAAAAACAGGAAAUCAACAAAAAAAAAAAACAAAAAAAAAGAAACAAAGAAAAUCAAGCAAAACGCAAGAAACGCAGCUAAUUUCUUUAUGCCGUUAACAAAAGCUUUCAUGAAUUUAAUUUGAAACAAAACCUAUCUAGAGAAUAAAUUACAUUUACUUGUCUGAGUAUGAGAAAAAUUGUAUGUGAAAAAGCGUGCUAAUGGUUUAACUCUCUAAGGAAAUGUUAAAGCCUGUGUCGAAAGAAAAAUCCAACUGUAAAUAGUUAAUGUUUAAUAUAUAUAUUUAUGUAACUGUAUUGUAUGUUAUUUUGGUUAGGCUCAUUCACACACAAAACAGAAUUUCAAUAUCACACGGACGGAACAGAGGGAAAGUGAAUGGAAAAUCCUUCAACAAAAGUUGGUCAAGGGAAAAUACGAGUUUAACAGAACAAAACAAAAAUAAUUAUAAAUAAAUAUGUAAGCAAAUGUAUUGGUAAGAUUGUUUUAGCUAAGAGAAGAUGAAGGGGAAUUUUAUGCAAAACGUAUGGUGAAUAUUUUGUGGAAUAUACAGUGCGUAACGAAAGUAUAUGAACUUCCAUAGACAUGUCUCAAUAUUACGGAAAAUAGCUUUCUGGACCGAAAAUGGUAUUGUUGGUAUAAACUUACAAAUAAAGUACCAAUUAAAUUCAAUAUUUUUCAACUCGCUAUACUUUCGUUAAGUACUGUAUAACUGUCACUCGAAUUCAACAAAAACAACCAAAAUGUCUUCUUUAAUUAGAUGAUUUGUCUAUAAACUUCGUUGUUCGUUGAGCAUGCAUUAACAAUGUAAAAUUGUAAUUAGAUAAAGGUAAAGAAUGCUACCGAUAAGAAAUCACAUAAAAACAAC
This is a messenger RNA of Drosophila erecta, 2595 nucleotides long. RefSeq lists its product as uncharacterized. The transcript has 6 exons. NCBI's taxonomy places the organism in Eukaryota, Metazoa, Arthropoda, Insecta, Diptera, Drosophilidae. Bases 477 to 1628 code for a protein of 383 amino acids. The record is from RefSeq and is a predicted model, not a curated record.